AUAUUUUGUCUAUGCUGAGAUUUAUUUUGGUGAAUCGUCUGUCGUGUCGCGGGUUUUCGCGUGGUUUAUUAUUUCAUUAAAUUUUACUACAUAAACUUUAUUAAUAUGUGCCCUUGCAUUGCUGUGAAUUAAGUUCCAGAGCUAUAAACAAAUUGACUGUAUGGUCUGGAAGUAGGUAGUGAAAUUACGAGGCAUACAUCAACAACGUAGGUAAUCAUGGCGGAUCCAUUGAGUUUGCUUCGGCAAUAUAACGUAAAUAAAAAGGAGAUAAUUGAACGUGAUAAUCAGAUUAUAUUUGGCGAGUUUUCCUGGCCGAAAAAUGUUAAAACAAACUAUCUCAUGUGGGGGUCUGGAAAGGAUGCCUCACACGUUAAAGAAUAUUACACCCUUGAAUGUCUUCUGUUUAUUCUUAAAAACAUACAAUUAACGCAUCCCGUGUAUGUGCGACAAGCAGCUGCAGCUAAUAUUCCUGCUGUACGCCGUCCAGAUCGUAAAGAGCUAUUGGCAUACUUGAAUGGAGAAACUGCCACCUGUGCUUCAAUUGACAAAAGUGCACCCUUGGAAAUACCAACACAGGUUAAACGUACGCAUGACAAUGAUAGUGGAGAAUCUGCAGCUAAAAAACCUCGAAUUGAAGAAACUCAUGUGCAGAAAGUACGAGAGCAACUUGCAGCUCGUCUUGAUGCUCCUAAAGAGGCAUCCCUCACGGUUGAUAACAUUAAGUCACUAUCAGAUGCUAUGUCAGUGGAGAAAAUUGCUGCAAUUAAGGCAAAACGUUUAGCUAAAAAGAGGACAACUAUAAAAAGUAAUGAUUAUACAGACAACUUAGUGGUUGGAUCUGAUUUGCGAGCGAUCCUCGAUUAUGAUGUGGAUUUGACCAAAGAUAUUAUCAGCCGAGAGAGACAGUGGAGAACAAGGACAACAGUAUUACAAAGUAAUGGAAAGACUUUUUCCAAGAGCAUUGUAGCUUUAUUGACCAGUAUAAAAGCUCGAGAGGAAGGCAGACCUGGGAUCCCACGGCCUCCACCAGUUGUUAUGCCUCAACCAACAAUUUUACCUGCACAACAAACUCAGUACAACAGAUACGAUCAGGAAAGAUUUAAUAGGCAAAAAGAGGAAACUGAGGGCUUCAAAAUCGACACUAUGGGCACAUACCAUGGAAUGACACUAAAGUCGGUGUUGGUUCCCGAAGGGCCCACCAGCGUACCCGUCGCGGCUCGCGCACCCCAGACACCUAAUCAUCCACGACAGAUGCCACGAAACGGUCCGAUGUCGAGCAGCACGCCGGGGCGGCGGGAGCUGCUGCCGGUGGCGGCGGCGCGGCCGCCGGCGGGCGGCGGCAAGCGGCCCUCGCGCACGCCCAUCAUCAUCAUACCCGCCGCCGCCACCUCGCUCAUAUCCAUGUUCAACGUCAAAGAUAUGCUGCAGGAUCUCAAAUUCGUGCCCGUGGAGCAAAAGAAAGCAGAAGGCUCAGUACGUGAGAACGAAGUGUUGCUUCAGAGGAGGAAGGGUGCUGCCGCUGAUCAAAUACCCAAUAAUGCGACCACUACUACGGUGCCGUACCGUGUAGUGGACAACCCAGCUAGGCUGUCAGCAGCCGAAUGGGACCGAGUUGUAGCUGUUUUCGUUCAAGGCCCGGCUUGGCAAUUCAAGGGGUGGCCAUGGGAUGGGAAUCCCGUCCAAAUCUUUGCUAAUAUAUGCGCGUUCCACCUGAAGUACGACGAGAUGAAGCUGGACGCGAACGUGGCGCGGUGGGCGGUGACCGUGCUCAACCUCAGCCGCACCAAGCGGCAUCUCGACCGCGCCGUGCUUCUCGGCUUCUGGGAGACUUUAGACAAACACAUGAUGAAGAAUAAACCACAUCUUAGGUUUUAAGUUUGUUGUAGCUUUAUAAAUUUUAUCCUAUAGAAUAUGAAUACAUGUGAAUAUCUAAAAUGCCUUCAAAGCAAAAUGAAUCUAAGUCAAUUCAUGCCAUUUAAGGAACAUUUUGGCUUAUCUUUCAGCGCCCAAUGCAUUUUACAUGAAAAUGAAAUAACUACACUAUAUAACUAAAUACGUUCUGUAUUUACUUAUUUUUAAUUUGUAUAUAAUUUAUAAAUGCCUGCCUCUCUAGGUUUAGAUUGAGGAGUCCCUUUUACAUUGACAUAACUUGGGAUGCAUUCUAAUACAAAUUCCUAAAUUUUAGAUACAAAAACAUUUGAGUUAUAAAGGAUUGUCAGUUUCCUUUAAAAAAAUCUAAAGUGGUUCCUCAAUUUAAAUGUACAUGUUUUUACAUGUUUUAAAAUUAUCGCAUUCAUAGAAGAAAAACAACCUCAUGUAAAGCCAAACAUUUAUUGUUCAAACUACCUAUGUUUUGACUUAUCUAACUUUUCGAUAUUUGACAUUGAAAUUUAACUAUAAUAAGUUUAACAUGUGUAUUAAUUUUUUCAUAAAUACGAGGUAAUAUUCGUUUUAGACAUUAGACAAGUUGUUUGUAAAUAGUUGUUUAAGUUGACCUUUUAUUGCCUAAUUGCCCUCUUCCAAAAUUUUAGUUUCAGCUGCAUGUAGGUAUUAUAAAUAUUGCUAAUAGGCAAUAGUUCAAUGACUUAUCGGAGUGUAAAACCUUUAUAUACUGUUGUAAUUGUGCAAUAUAUUUAUAAUUAAGUUGAUCGAAGGUUGCAAUUUGAUUCCAGCGCGUCAAAAUUUAAUUAAGAACUCUAAUUUUAUUAAUUUAGACUGAUAUUAUAUCACAGUUAUUAUUUUAAAAAACAUAUUUUUGACGUACGUUGUUUAGAGACAUUGAAGGAAUAUCCUCAUUAUACAAUUUAUAAGGCUUAUACAUAGACACACUUGCUUUUGUUUCUCGAAUCUAGUACUUUCUUUAUUCGUCUGAUAUUUAUAGAUUGAAUUGAUGAUGCCAAAAUACUUUAAAUGGUAUUGAACUGUUCAAAGAUCUGUGAUCUUUGUUUGUGACAACAAUAAAUUGUUGACCAUA
Plodia interpunctella (Indianmeal moth) is the source of this 2974-nucleotide messenger RNA. RefSeq names its product hyrax (gene hyx). The coding region runs from base 217 to 1875 and encodes 552 amino acids. The record is from RefSeq and is a predicted model, not a curated record. Lineage: Eukaryota; Metazoa; Arthropoda; Insecta; Lepidoptera; Pyralidae. The transcript has 12 exons. Gene Ontology annotation, biological process: positive regulation of transcription elongation by RNA polymerase II; transcription elongation by RNA polymerase II. Gene Ontology annotation, molecular function: RNA polymerase II complex binding. Gene Ontology annotation, cellular component: Cdc73/Paf1 complex.